Molecule: messenger RNA, 3450 nt
Organism: Octodon degus (degu)
Lineage: Eukaryota; Metazoa; Chordata; Mammalia; Rodentia; Octodontidae
Gene: Gabrb2
Product: gamma-aminobutyric acid type A receptor beta2 subunit
Exons: 10
Coding region: 216-1640 (474 amino acids)
Biological process (GO): nervous system process; regulation of membrane potential; signal transduction
Cellular component (GO): synapse; neuron projection; GABA-A receptor complex
Molecular function (GO): neurotransmitter receptor activity; extracellular ligand-gated monoatomic ion channel activity; GABA-A receptor activity
Source: RefSeq, a predicted model, not a curated record
CUGGGAUUAAGGGGCAAAGGGCGACGACGAAGAGGAGGAGGAGGAAGAGAAAGAAAAUCGCUCGAAACCUACUUGAUCUCCGGCAACAGCCGCUGCCCCUUUGAUGUUUUGGUGCGCCGUGCGCAUGCGCCUCGCAUUAGAAUUACUGCACUGGGCAGACUAAGUUGGAUCUCCUCUCUUCAGUGAAACCCUCAACCCCAUCAAAAACUAAAGGGAUGUGGAGAGUCCGGAAAAGGGGUUACUUUGGGAUUUGGACAUUUCCCCUAAUAAUCGCCGCUGUCUGCGCACAAAGUGUCAAUGACCCUAGUAAUAUGUCGUUGGUUAAAGAGACGGUGGAUAGACUCCUGAAAGGCUAUGACAUUCGUCUGAGACCAGAUUUUGGAGGUCCCCCUGUGGCUGUGGGAAUGAACAUUGACAUUGCCAGCAUCGAUAUGGUUUCUGAAGUCAAUAUGGAUUAUACCUUGACAAUGUACUUUCAACAAGCCUGGAGAGAUAAGAGGCUAUCCUAUAAUGUAAUACCUUUAAACUUGACUUUGGACAACAGAGUGGCAGACCAGCUCUGGGUGCCCGAUACCUACUUCCUGAAUGAUAAGAAGUCAUUUGUGCACGGAGUGACUGUCAAAAACCGCAUGAUCCGCCUGCACCCGGAUGGCACCGUGCUCUACGGCCUCAGAAUCACAACCACGGCUGCCUGCAUGAUGGACCUACGGCGGUAUCCACUGGAUGAACAAAACUGCACGUUAGAAAUCGAAAGCUAUGGAUACACCACUGAUGACAUAGAGUUUUACUGGCGUGGGGAUGACAACGCAGUGACAGGAGUAACAAAGAUUGAGCUUCCACAGUUCUCCAUUGUGGAUUACAAACUUAUCACCAAAAAGGUUGUUUUUUCUACAGGUUCCUAUCCCAGGCUGUCUCUCAGCUUUAAGCUUAAGAGAAACAUUGGCUACUUCAUCCUGCAAACCUACAUGCCUUCCAUCUUGAUUACUAUCCUCUCUUGGGUCUCCUUCUGGAUUAAUUAUGAUGCUUCAGCGGCAAGAGUGGCAUUAGGAAUUACAACUGUCCUUACCAUGACCACAAUCAACACCCACCUUAGAGAAACUCUCCCUAAAAUCCCUUACGUGAAGGCCAUUGACAUGUACCUCAUGGGGUGCUUCGUCUUUGUUUUCAUGGCACUUCUGGAGUAUGCCUUGGUGAACUACAUCUUCUUUGGGAGGGGACCCCAGCGCCAAAAGAAAGCAGCUGAAAAGGCUGCUAGUGCCAACAAUGAGAAGAUGCGCCUGGAUGUCAAUAAGAUGGACCCCCAUGAGAACAUUUUACUGAGCACUCUUGAGAUCAAAAAUGAAAUGGCCACGUCAGAGGCAGUGAUGGGACUCGGAGACCCUAGGAGCACAAUGCUGGCUUAUGAUGCCUCCAGCAUCCAGUACCGGAAAGCUGGCUUGCCCAGGCAUAGUUUUGGCCGAAAUGCUCUGGAACGACACGUGGCACAGAAGAAAAGUCGCCUGAGGAGACGUGCCUCCCAGCUGAAAAUCACCAUCCCCGACUUGACUGAUGUCAAUGCCAUAGAUCGAUGGUCCCGCAUAUUCUUCCCAGUGGUCUUCUCCUUUUUCAACAUCGUCUACUGGCUUUACUAUGUGAACUAAAAUAUGGCCUCCCAUGGGAAGCAAGGACUCGAUUCUUCCUCAAAACAGUUGUACAGCCUGAUGUAGGACUUGGAAAACACACCAAACCAGGACAAAAGUGAUGCUAAAAUACCUUAGUUGCUGGCCUAUCCUGUGGUCCAUUUCAUACCAUUUGGGUUGCUUCUGCUCAGUAAUGAACACACUAAGGUCCUUGUGGUUUUCCUGUUAAAACAAAAGUGAUUUGUACAUGUGUGGGGCAAAGCUGAAGUUGAGUGUUCCACUUAUCUACUUAAUGCAUAGCCUAUGGAGAGAGGAACUAUCUAGGUGAUAUUCUGAGGAUACUCAAUAGUAUUACCACAUGGUCAUAUGUAGAUACUGUUCAUCUCAUUCCUAAGGUUAGCACGCUGUUGCGAUAGCACUGGCUGAUGAAACAUUAUCUGCAAUAUCGAUUGAGCAGGGUAACUGCAAGAUGGUCUGUGCUGGUCUUCUUCAGGUGAUUUGGUGUCAUGGGAAGAUAAUUCCCACUGGAUGAGCAGUUUCUCUCUUAUGUAAGCAGAGCAGGACCAGGUUUGUAGGGGAGGAUUAGGGAAAAAGGCAGAGAUUCAGGCCUAUCUCUUUGUUGACUUGAGCACAGAGAAUCAAGAAUGAGGAUGUCUUUCAUUUUGGCAUGUAGGCAUAGAGAGUCUUGUGAACAUUACCAUGCAUGGCAGCCAAAAUUCUUUUGCAGGGAUGCUACUUAGUAGGUAGUUAAAAUAAGAGUUAACACAGAGCAGGGUCCAAAAUCUAGAAAUGACUAUAGUAACAAAAUAGAAGCAAGCGAGCAAGCAUGGUCCUUAUCAAGCCCACUCAGCCUCUGUGUACACAGUGUCCCUUAGAAAGUGUAGAGUAAGAGAUACUUAUUUUCUGAACUCAGGAGCUUCUGAGUAUCCAUAAAGAGGAUUUUAUAGUUGAAUCUAAAGAUGGCUGUGAAAUAGAAAAGUUAGAAUUAGCAGACUCAUAGAUGUUCACAUCUGUUUGGGAGUCACUCAGAUAUACAGAGCCAGCUAAAGCUAGCAAGCUGUUUUUGCUCAGAAAGUGUCAGCUGUUUUAUGAUGCUUCCACAUAAAUUUACUUCCUAACUUAAGAGGGUAUUUCACAAGGAGGAUUUAUUCAGUGUUUUACAGCUUUUCUUGCUUCCAGAAUGCUGACUAUAUUCCUAGGUGAUGGACAUAGUAAAACUCUGGACAGACUGAGCAAACUUUAUUUUCACAACAAAAUUUCACUAUAUUUGAGAAUGAAAUUUACCUUUCUGUUUUUUUUUAAAGCAAAGAGUACUUUGAUAAGGCCAUUACUUUGCAGGUUCACUGGACUUGGUUUUCUAAGGGUGCUUAUUUUGCGUAUACUGCACUCUGCCACUCAAGAAAUACAUAAAACCUGGUAAACAAUAAGAUAACAGUAAAGCUCUAUUAAUGAGAUGAGUGCUACAAGCCUCAGUUAAUGUUGCAGAAAACAUAUUUACCUGACAGUUAGGCCAGUAUGAUAUAUUUUAUUCGAUUUGUACAUUGUGUUGUUGUGCUUCUUUCUAUAAUAAUUGGAUAUCUACAUUCCUGUAUUGAACAGAAAAGAGAAUAAGCUAAUCUACUUUAUUUCUAUCAGUGUGAGGUCCAAAUUUUGGGUUAUUUAUAGUAAUCAGAGAAUUGUUAAACUUCCUAUAAAGUUUGAUUUGACUGUAAUUAUCUCAGAGCAGUACUUUGUUAUUUUUCUUUUUUUUUUAAAUGCCUCUUUUUAAAGUAAUAUCCCUAAUUGAGCAUGGCAGCAAAGGCUGGAACCUUACCAUGGACACAAUGUUUUC